Emericellopsis atlantica is the source of this 843-nucleotide messenger RNA. RefSeq names its product SYF2 splicing factor-domain-containing protein. The record is from RefSeq and is a predicted model, not a curated record. The coding region runs from base 1 to 843 and encodes 280 amino acids. Gene Ontology annotation, cellular component: catalytic step 2 spliceosome; Prp19 complex; post-mRNA release spliceosomal complex. The transcript has a single exon. NCBI's taxonomy places the organism in Eukaryota, Fungi, Ascomycota, Sordariomycetes, Hypocreales, Bionectriaceae.
AUGGAGCCUGAUGACGGGCAACCAGCGGCACAGGAAGAAAACUCCAGGCCAUCUGAAGAGCCACCAUCACAACCCGAGACCGACGGACAGACACCAAAGGCCUCCGCGGCAGCUGAGCGACUCGCACGCUUCAAGGCUCUCCAAGCUCGCGCAAAAGACAGCGCAAAGACCAAUCUCAAAGAGGCGUCCCGCGAAAACCAGCGACUGGCGUCCGACCCCAACGAGCUGAAGGCCCUCAACCGCAAGCGAGAUGUGGCCGCCCACAAGCUCCUAAAGGCAGACAUUGAAGACGCGGGCGGCGACUUUGAACGAAAACGUGCGUGGGACUGGACCGUGGACGAGAGCGAACAAUGGGACAAGCGGGUGAAGAAGAAGGCCGCUGCGCGCGACAACAAUGCCUUCCAGGACUACGCAGCUGAGAGCCACAAGGUGUACAAGCGGCAACUGAGGAAUAUCGCCCCCGAUAUGGGUCAAUACGAAAAGGACAAGAUAGCCUUGAUCGAAAAGGCGGCCGCGUCGGGAGGUCUGGACAUUGUGGAGACGGAGACUGGCGAGCUGAUCGCCAUCGACAAGGACGGAAGCUUUUAUUCAACGGCCGACUCGACGUCCUUUGCAUCAAACAAACCCAACAAGGCAGCCAUCGAUCGGCUGGUGGGUGACCUGCAACGCGCCGACGACCAGCGCAUGAAGAAGAGGAGGGAGAGGAUGGCACAGGGCGACCAGGACGCGGACGUCACAUACAUCAACGAGAAGAACAAGCAGUUCAACCAGAAACUGUCGAGGUUCUACAACAAGUACACGGAAGACAUCCGGGAUAGCUUUGAGCGCGGGACGAGGAUAUGA